AGAUAUUGGCAAGGGAUUGACUUUUAUUCAACAACUAAAUUAGCAAGUCAAGACAAAUUAUUAAAUAAUGUCUUUGUUUAGUGCCUUAGGCUUAAUGGGAGGCACUGGAGGCUUUGAAGAGGAUCCAUUUUUUGGAUCGGCAUCUGGAAUGAUGCGGCAGAUGGAUUCCAUGAUGUCCUCUAUGAUGAGGUCGCCCUUUGGUGGUGACCCAUUUGGGUCUAUGAUGAGUGGCCCAAUGAUGGGAAUGAUGAGACAGCCACAGCAGCAACAAUAUCAUUUACCCGUCAUGGGAAGCCACAUGAACAACAUGAAUUCACUCAGCCUCAUGGCCAACCCUAUGUCCAUGAUGAAUAACCUCAUGGCUAAUAUGGAGCAUGUGCAAGGUGAGAGCAACACGCAGGUGUUCAGCAGCUCUUCAGUCAUGUCCAUGACCAUGGGGCCGGAUGGCAAGCCACAGAUCAAGAUGGCAAACAAGAGUGAUGGUGCUCGCAACGUGACGCGUUUUGUGGGUGGUCGUGGCAAGGUUUACCAAGAAAGUUCAACGGUGCGCGGAGGCCCUGGUGGUGUGCGUGAGACACAGCGCUCUGUGGUGGACACCUCCUCUGGCACACGCAAGCUCGCCAUCGGCCACCACAUCGGCGAGCGCGCCCGUAUCGUCGAAAGAGAGCAGAACCGCGACGGCGAAGAAGAGAACGAGGAACUUCUCAACCUAGAUGAGAGUGAGGCAGACGAGUUUGAACGCGAAUUCCGUCGUGUGGCCAGCAGCGGCGUUCAGCGUCGCGCAGCUAUAGAGUCGGGGCGCGUGGGGGGCAGCCGACGUGCCGUCACGCCCCUCGCUAUCGAGGCUCCACCGGCGACCGCGACCUCUCGCCCAGGCACGGACCGCCACGUGGACUUCAGUGAGACUCGAGGCCACGACACCAGCGACCGCUACAACCUAGAGCGCGUGCCCAUCGGCCGCAAGUCUGGCAUCGACGUAUCGAACUUUGACCGUCGGCCCUCGGACCGCUUGAGUGGAGAGCGCUUCGAGUAUCACCGCCCCAACACCAGCUACACUCCGGCCCCUACCAGCUACACGCGCCCCAGCUCAUACAUGCCCUCCGUCAGCUCCCGCUCGUACCGCACCAGCGGGCUGGGCCGCCCCCUCAGCUCCUACUCUGGCCGCCACUACAACAGCGGACGGGAGGGUAGAGGCGCGCACCCGUCUAGGAGUCACCGCCGCGCCGGCCCCUACGACCAGUGAACGGCACCACCCGACCUCCCCUCCCCCCGUGCUCACCACCCCUCUGCUGCUUCUUAAUUCUCAUGCCAUUUCUGAAAUAUUUAUAUUUUUUGUUUUAUUCCUUAUUCUUAACCGUGCUGACCCUCUCUUCUUAUUAAUAUUUUGUGUAUUUUGCUGUCAUCAGUUUAUCCUCUAGAUUCGUCCUAUGAUUGACUACCACAUCUCGUAUGUGUUCUCUGUCUCAAUUCUAUUCUUUCUCUUCCAUUAUAGUUUCUUUUAUGAAUUUCAUGCUAUACACGGCUAAAACCAUGACCUACUAAAUUUUCAUAGUUUGCAUUUCAAAUAAUACUAUUUCAAAUAAUACAAAUGCAUUUCAAAUAAUAUUAUUUGAAUAAAUAAUAUUCAAAUAAUACGAUCUAAUAAUGACAAUUUUGUAAUCUCGAGACGUUAGACUGGCAAAUCUAUCGUGUCUUUUUUGCUCCUGGAUCUCAAUUAUUAGAGAGCUUAUGCACUUACACACUAUCGGGUGUCAUAUAGGUAUGUUCUUUCGUGUACUUCUAAAUGCAUUAACUUGAAAUCUAGGUUACUAUUAUUCAACUAAGUAAAUCCUUACUGAUUUAUGUUAAACUGGAUUCUAACGUUGACCUCUUCUCAGCCAAAGCUAGUUCUAGGGAAGUAAACAUCAUUGAUACAGAUUUAGAGCCAGAUUGUGGAUAUGAUGACUGUGUCGUGAGUUGUUGACAUCAGAAAUUAACGUUCAACGUCUGUGGUUGACAGGACUUAGGUAACAGCGAUAAGCCUAUUAAUACAAGGCGUCGUAAUUAUUAAUCAUGAUACUUUAUGUGUAAGUGUAGGAGAACUGGAUUCAACUGUCUAUUAUUAUUAAAAUCUAUUGUUCUGCAUGGUUAUUUUACGGAGUUAUUAUGUACGAAUACUUGAUUAUUCUAUUCUAGCUUGUUUUGAAUCUCAAAAUCAAACAUAAUGAUUCGAGCUCAGGGUUUGUGUCCUGUGUGUCGAUGCGGCAGUUAGGUUGUUUUACAUACACGUUUGCUUGUUAUGCUACGAUACACGGCUUCCUGUUAUUUUACGAAUAAUACGAAUAACGACGGACUAUACAGUCUGAAAUAAGUUUUUUUUUUGUUCUUUUAUUUGCUGUGACGCUGUAAGGUUCUUAGGUACAGGCGAGAAAUGGAAGACCUAGCCAUUCACUUGUGCAUUGAUGCCCCCCAUGCGACAUCAUCAACGUUAUUAACACGAUCACUAUCUGUUCAUUUAGUUCUGUAAGCUUCUCUUGCGUCGUAUGACGAGACGAACUAGGUUUUCAAUGCAGUGAUUAUGUAUAUUUUUGAUCGUCAAAAGGUGUUGACUAUCGGCGUCUUCGAGACAAUGGUUUUACCCAUUGAAGGUGCGGUACCUUAAGCGAAAUACUUUUUGAGCGAGUUGAAGUAACACCUUAUUUUAGAUGGAAGAUUGAAAUCCAAGGUCCUUGAAUGUUUUAUUUGAUUUGCGUUACAACUUGAAAGUUAAGUAUGAAUAUGGCCACAGUAAUACGAGUUUCUGAACGUU
Molecule: messenger RNA, 2788 nt
Organism: Hyalella azteca
Lineage: Eukaryota; Metazoa; Arthropoda; Malacostraca; Amphipoda; Hyalellidae
Gene: Mlf
Product: myeloid leukemia factor 2
Exons: 8
Coding region: 68-1243 (391 amino acids)
Biological process (GO): regulation of DNA-templated transcription
Cellular component (GO): nucleus; cytoplasm
Source: RefSeq, a predicted model, not a curated record